GAAGAUACAGCCAAUUUAGACCCCGGUGUUGUUUUCACUCAUUGUUUAUCAGAAGCUUGUAAAGAAUACUUAACACCAGAUGCAUUCAAUACUCGUUCCAGUGUCAUUGCACCAGAUAUAGCAAUUCGUAAUAAUUUAACUCAAGUUGCUCGUAUUAUCAGUCAAGUGGCAUUAGCAAUGGAGAAUGGAGAAUAUGACUUUGAUGGAACAAAACAAACCGCUCCUCAAGAACCAGUCUCCGCUCGUGCUGUUGCCUAUAAACGUGCUCAAGCUGAACUAGAAGGAUGUCGUUCUAAAUUAGAAUCUAAAGCUGAAGAAGUACGAGAAUUACAAAAAGCACUUAAAGCACGCGCUGAAGAACUCAGUGAAAUGUCUGUACGUGUUGGUUUAGCAGAGAAGAAAUUAGAAACAUCUUGUAAAGGUUAUGAAGAGAAAAUAGCUCGUUUAGAACAACGCUUAGAACAAUCAGAAGCUCAAUUAAAACGAAGCGAAAAGAAAUUUGAACAAACCCUUGAUGCACUUCGAGCGGAUAUUGAAGCUUUAGAGCAUGAGAAAGCAGAACUUGAAGAGAAAUUGGAGACUUUAAGUAAAAAUGCCGUAUUUGAAGGAAUCAAUAAAACUCCAUUGGUCACUGAUCAAACUCCAUCUAAGGGUCAGACUGCUACACCUGAAACUCCUUCAGUUGGUAAACAAACUUCUGUUGAGGGUGCAUCACCUUCACCUGGUCCUGCACGUCUAGCUGCCUACAGAGAUGCUUCAUUCAUGUCAAUGGAGAUUAAAGGCCUUCGCGAAGCUGUCCGACGUUUGUCUUCUGAGGUAUCUAAGCUACGUGGUGAAAAAAUGUUUAGUUGUGAAAAUCUGCUCGUUUAGAUACGGUGGACGAAGAAGUUGAAAGGCGUCUCACAAUACUAUUGAAGUGAUUUCAGUUCAAUUCAGUAAGGUGGUGGUGGGUGGUGGUAUGUGCUGACAGUUUUGGUCGACAUGUUUAUGACAAGAUUAAAGAAUGGCC
Trichobilharzia szidati is the source of this 1009-nucleotide messenger RNA. Lineage: Eukaryota; Metazoa; Platyhelminthes; Trematoda; Strigeidida; Schistosomatidae. The record is from the annotation of a GenBank genome assembly.